Messenger RNA from Arabis nemorensis, 411 nucleotides. Lineage: Eukaryota; Viridiplantae; Streptophyta; Magnoliopsida; Brassicales; Brassicaceae. The record is from the annotation of a GenBank genome assembly.
AUGGCACCACUGUUUGAAAACCAAUACAAACUGCUUGCUCGAGCUGGAAAUAGAAUGCAAGAGAUUAUUGUUGAAGCAUCGUUGAGCAAAGAAGAGAUGAAAUCUACAAUCAUUUUUAUGAGAGAUGCCAUUGGUCAAGUUAUAGAAGCAGAAUGCAUAUUCAACCAGAUGAAGAUGGCUGGGUGCAAACCUGAUGUGAUCGCGUACACUUCAAUGCUCCAUGCUUACAAUGCUUCAGGUAUAUACCAUGAGGGCAUGGCUGUUAAAAAUUGUAACAAAAUGUUUUCCAUGGAUCUAAAUUCUCUUGGAAUGGUUUUGUUUCCCCAGAAAAGUGGGAAAAGGCUUGUGAACUCUUUCUGGAAAUGGAAGCAAAUGGAAUCGAUCCAGAUUCUAUUGCGUGUUCAGCUUUGA